Molecule: messenger RNA, 2039 nt
Organism: Dreissena polymorpha
Lineage: Eukaryota; Metazoa; Mollusca; Bivalvia; Myida; Dreissenidae
Product: cytochrome P450 20A1-like
Exons: 6
Coding region: 62-805 (247 amino acids)
Cellular component (GO): membrane
Molecular function (GO): heme binding; iron ion binding; oxidoreductase activity, acting on paired donors, with incorporation or reduction of molecular oxygen
Source: RefSeq, a predicted model, not a curated record
CGACAUCGUGCGGAAGUGGACGUCAUAUUCGCCCGGUGAGCACGUGCCCGUGUGCACUCACAUGACGGUAUUCGCACUGCGGUCUGUGCUCGCGUCGCUGUUUGGAAAGGCAAUGAGUACCGACCAACAAAUUAGCCAGUUCCGGAAAAUAUAUGAAACGAUAUGGAAUGAUAAGUUGGUGAAUUCUACUGAUCCGAAUGAACAAGAGAGGCAACUCCAAGAAGGCAAGCAGGAGUUAUCCUCGGUGUUACUGCAGAUAUUUCGCGACCGGAAGCGAAACCCACCACGCGCGGGCGAGGAGCUAUUUUUAGAUGUGCUCAUGGAGUAUACAGAGGACGAAGAGGUACAGUUCUGUGACGCGCUCGUGUACACCAUCGGGGGCUUUCACACGGCCGGAAAUUUGUUGUCAUGGGCGCUGUACUACCUGGCCCAGUACCCGGAUAUACAGGAGAGAGUGUACGCGGAGAUCCGGAGAGUGCUUGGAGAACAGGGCAACGUGGACCACACCAACGUUGGGGAGUUCCAGUACGUCAAGCAGGUGUUGGACGAGACGUUACGCUGCGCUAUCGUGGUCACCUUGGCGGGGAGAUUUAUGGACGAGGACGUCACCAUCAACGGAUAUGUGAUCCCAAAAAACACGCCAGUGAUUCAUGCGAUAGGCGUGGCAUGCCUCAACGAGAAGGUGUUUCCCCACCCCGAAGUGAAAGUUAUCAAUUUCAUGAAAACGCAUCCCAUGUGUUUGACGAAAAAUUGUUGCAAGUAUCGACGAGCUUUGAUAACUGGUUUUAUUAACCACUUUCAUUAAUUGAUAUAGCUGAGAUAUUUAGUGUUAUUUUUAUGAUUUGUAUGUAUGGAUACUUCUUCGAAGCAUUAUUAUAGUAUUGAAAGUUUUUCCAAAAACAUCCAUACUUUUCUUAAAUUGCGAAAAAGAGACAGCUCCUAUAGGUCUUAGAUCUAGCUUUCAAGGUUAUGUCAAAUGUAAAAAGCCUCUCUAAAGUUUCAUUUUGUCCAUCAUGGAAGGUUUUCUAAUAAGUUCCUUACUUAAGUUUCACCAUAGUAGACGAUAGGUUUAACUUCCGUCCGCCGUAAUUAGAUUCCCAAGAUUGACGCGAACCGUUUUGUAAACGCUUCUCAACAUGCAAGUUUUAAAUAAUAAAACACGCUUCCGUUUAGUAUUGUUCAUAAAUCGUUUUAUAACAUACUCCAAAUAAUUAAUUAUGACAACAUCUGGCUUGCUUUCUACUUAAGGUUUGAUCUUGAGAGGUUCAGUCCUGACAAAACCAAGAAGAGAGGCGCCCUCGCCUUCAUUCCUUUCGGUUUUGCGGGAAAACGCUCGUGUCCCGGCCAGAAGUUCGCCUAUGCCGAGGCGACCACCCUCGUGGUGGCUCUCGUUCGUCACUUCCGGCUGCGACUGGUGCCCGGCUUGAAUAUCAAGCCGUCCCACGGUCUCAUAACGCACCCCAACGAGGAGAUUUACGUCAAAAUUGAGAAGCGUUAGAUCUGGCACGCAGAGAGUAAUAUGUUCGUGUCCGAAUUAAAUCAAGAAGGGCAUGCAUACCAUGUCUAUAGAAAGGAGACAUGACCAACUAAGCUAAACAACGUGGUUUUCCUCCAUUGCUAAAACUUUGCCGUUUCUCUAUUUGCACGUUGUGAUUUUCUCGUGCAAAGCAUUAUUUGUUAAGGGAAUCAUUUCAACGCGAUAUAUUUACGAAGGCCAAUAAGAGUGACAGCAGCUUCCUCUGGUCAUAGCUCUUCCUUCUGCCGGCAUUAAUUUCAGAAGACACCAUAGUCAGUGACAAGGCGUUUGUUAUAACAGCAAAUGCACAGUGUAGAAAACAUGUAUAAACGUAAACAGAAACGUAUUUUGGAUAUUGCUUAUAACCAUUUUUGUACGAACAUGAUAUUAAAUUAUGUAUAGGAAAAAUUGAUAACGCAUUGUGAUAUUUAGCUUGAUUUUCAGGACAAAAAAUGCAAUCUAUUUAACUCGCAUUGGCGUCAGCGUAGGCGUACUUCAGGGCGUCCGAACGAGUUUCUAAGAA